Molecule: messenger RNA, 954 nt
Organism: Phytophthora megakarya
Lineage: Eukaryota; Oomycota; Peronosporomycetes; Peronosporales; Peronosporaceae
Source: the annotation of a GenBank genome assembly
AUGGAUCUUUCGUAUGCAUCUGCUGUCGGACAGCAGAAGAAGAAGGGAAGCAAUGUGCGAUGCUUCCGAUGCGGAAUCAUGGGUCACUACGCGCGUGAGUGUACGGCACCAGUACACUCGAGCCAAGGUCAACGUGGCGAUACCGGGUAUCGUCACGGCCAAACAAAAAAAGGCAAGGACCAUCACGAGUGUCUACAACGGACACGCGGUGCUGAAGUCUGCAGCCCCAGUGAGAGGGAAUCUCACUGCAAAGUACAAGAUGACAUGCCUAACCUUGUCAUCUUGAAGGUGAAGUCGAUGACGAAGAGAGCGGACUCUCUUCGGUUGUUGGUGGACUCGGGCGCGUCGAACAACUUUUUUCGACAGCAGAGUCUGCCGUUGUUAGACUUCGAGGAAAAGCAUCUGGAAGUACGAUUGGCAACGGGUGCCAUCAUCGAGACUGCGAAGCGCGUGAUUCGCGCACGCUUCUCGUACAAACACCGGGUGUUUGUAGAGGAACUUCUCGUCCUGGACUUGGACGACAAGUUCGACAUGGUGUUGGGCAUGCCCGCAGCGGAUACACCUAACGGUGCAUCCGAACCUCCUUCAGAGACAGUGGCUCGCGCCGAUUUCUCCAGUCUCAGCGCGAGGAGCACGCGAGCUGUAACGACUCCGGGAGUCGUUGACAGUAAAAGACCGGACACUUCUAGAAUGUUCUCCGCCAUAAAGCGUCGAGAUGACAAUAGCGUGUCGACUCUGGGAGUUGACACGCGCUCGAUAUCAAAAUCGAGAAAGUUCUCCGCCGUGAGGCGUCGAGGUGACAACGCCGGGCUGCACGAAGCAGGGCGCGAUCAAGCCGGGCUUGAUGACGCAUGCCCGCGGGUACAAGAACCCGCCGGCGGUAUCAAGGAACGUUCGUCCAUAUCCAGGCCUGAACGAAACGCAAGUGAAUCAGGGAUUCACAAGAAGAAGUGA